AUGAGUGCACAACCAAAUGUUGUUUCCUCAAAGGGUAGAAGUAGCCUUUCCUUUUCUCCCUUUGUAGUGCAAAAGGGUAGGUUUAUGUUUAAGCUUGAGAAACUUGAAACUAGGAUCUUUGCUAUAGCCUUUGAUUCUGGGGUUCAAGGGCAUUAUGAAAACUUUUGUUUGGUUGGGAAGGUGUUUGGUGCGUAUGUACCUAGGAGAAUUAUUUGCAAUAGAUUUAAGAAUGGCUGUAAUGUUCUUCAAAGAGACUUUUCCAUUGAUCAUAUGGGAAGGGAUUGGUUCAAAGUCGAACUUUCCUCUGAAGAAGACAUUGAUUAUGUGCUUGAGAACAGGCCUUGGUUUGUUCAAGGCCAUAUUUUUCCUUUGAAGAGAUGGACACUUGAUUUCUCACCUUUUCAUGCUUCUAUUGAGUCUGUUGUUGGUUGGGCUCGUAUUCCUUUCCUUCCCCUCCACUAUAGGGAUGUUGAGGUCUUACAAGAUCUUGCCUUCAUUCUAGGAACUCCCUUUAGAAUUGAUGAAGCAUCCCUAAUUGGAAAUCCUUGA
Prunus armeniaca (apricot) is the source of this 549-nucleotide messenger RNA. Lineage: Eukaryota; Viridiplantae; Streptophyta; Magnoliopsida; Rosales; Rosaceae. The record is from the annotation of a GenBank genome assembly.